Acanthisitta chloris (rifleman) is the source of this 248-nucleotide messenger RNA. It is a transcript of the gene NDUFA6, whose product is annotated as NADH dehydrogenase (ubiquinone) 1 alpha subcomplex, 6, 14kDa. NCBI's taxonomy places the organism in Eukaryota, Metazoa, Chordata, Aves, Passeriformes, Acanthisittidae. Gene Ontology annotation, biological process: response to oxidative stress. The annotation marks the transcript as partial. The record is from RefSeq and is a predicted model, not a curated record. The transcript is spliced from 2 exons.
UGCACCUGUUCCAGCUGGACAUCACGGUGAAGCAGGGGCGGAACAAGGUGCGGGAGAUGUUCAUGAAGAACGCCCACGUUAGAGACCCGCGGGUGAUAGACAUGCUGGUCAUUAAGGGGAAAAUGGAGCUUCAAGAAACCAUCCACGUAUGGAAGCAGAGGACUCAUGUCAUGAGGUACUUCCAUGAGACGGAAACUCCACAACCUAAAGACUUUCUGUCCAAAUUCUAUGCGGGUCACGAUCCCUGA